Sinocyclocheilus grahami is the source of this 1281-nucleotide messenger RNA. It is a transcript of the gene mcl1b, whose product is annotated as MCL1 apoptosis regulator, BCL2 family member b. The record is from RefSeq and is a predicted model, not a curated record. The transcript has 3 exons. Gene Ontology annotation, molecular function: channel activity; BH domain binding. Gene Ontology annotation, cellular component: mitochondrial outer membrane. Gene Ontology annotation, biological process: mitochondrial fusion; regulation of apoptotic process; intrinsic apoptotic signaling pathway in response to DNA damage. The coding region runs from base 144 to 887 and encodes 247 amino acids. Lineage: Eukaryota; Metazoa; Chordata; Actinopteri; Cypriniformes; Cyprinidae.
AGCUUCUCCCACACGCGUCCGCCUUGCAAAAGUAAAAUGUAGUAGAUUUGAGUGUAGUUUCAAUUUCGAAGGACGUCGUUUCCUACCAAAUAAGUUACAUCGUCGAUAAAUUGGAUUAAAAUCAUUAAUGUGAAUUAGCGAAAAUGUUCCCUGGGAGUAAAGUUUCAAACGACAGCGGCUUUUGGCCAUGCAUUGGAAUAGCAGCUCUUAACGUCAACAACAGCUCGAGCGGGUUUGGUCGCAAGCCACUUGUAAUGCCAGAACUGAAAGCCCAGAACCAGUUCACAGGGAACGGUCUCCAGGGCUCGGUACCAUCCUCGCCUGAGACGGACUGCGAGGAAAUAGAUGAUUACACCUCCAUCUACGCCGCCCUGGAAAUGGACACGCGAGAGAUUAUUGACGCUUUCUUAAAAAGCUUUACAGGACUCCCUCAUUCUAAAAGUGAAAAAACCCAGGUUCUGUCUACGAUGAAGCGGGUUGUGGACAGUCUCGCGGUGAAGCACGAACUGGCUUACAAAGGUAUGAUUGCACGGCUGAAUCUGGAGCAGAAAGGAGAAGAUGUGAGUUUUGUCAAGACUGUGGCAACAGAACUCUUCAGCGAUGGCAUCACAAACUGGGGGCGCAUUUGCAGCCUGCUGACUUUUGGGGCAAUGGUAUGCAAGCAUCAAAAUGAUAGAGGACUUGGCAAGUGUGUGAGUCUGGUGGGGGAAGAGAUCUCUUCCUAUCUUCUCACAGACCAACGGGACUGGCUGCUCAAAAACAAAGCAUGGGAUGGCUUUGUGGAAUUUUUUCAUGUCCCGGAUACAGAGGCAACUAUGAGAAACACAUUGAUGGCCAUUGGUGGUGUGGCAACAUUCGGAGCUGCUCUUGCUUAUAUGAUACGGUGAAUCCAAAUGGACUUUGUGACAGAUAUUGAAAAACAAAAAAGACUCUAAGUUAACCUUUUUUUUUUCUUCUUGGAAACGUCUAGGAGAAAUCAGUUUGCUUUUUUGUUUUCAAUAUUUUGUCUUUUUUGGAUGUCAAGUGUAUAUAUAAAAACUUGUUCAAAUCAAAAACUAUUUUUUUAUUAAAAAUUAAAAUUUAAAAUGUUCAGAUCUCAAUUGUUGAUGUUCAGGUAAAACUUUCAAUGCCAGUUUUUGUGUUCAGUUUACACAAGAAUCACAUGUUAAAUUGUCAUUACACAUCCAGCAGUGUUCUGCAUGCUAGAGAUAUACUUGGCUAAAUUGGGAAUUUUGAAAAAGCCAUACAAUAAAAGUCACAACUAUUUGGUGCAACAGAUUU